This is a messenger RNA of Nerophis ophidion (straightnose pipefish), 8313 nucleotides long. Its product is annotated as protein phosphatase PTC7 homolog. The record is from RefSeq and is a predicted model, not a curated record. Bases 294 to 1187 code for a protein of 297 amino acids. The transcript is spliced from 6 exons. NCBI's taxonomy places the organism in Eukaryota, Metazoa, Chordata, Actinopteri, Syngnathiformes, Syngnathidae.
AACUGCCAAAGUGCCCGGAUGUACCCCGGUACACAACAGCGGCAAGAUGUCGGAUCCGAGAGUGCCCAGUGGAGGUGCCUUGCACACAGGACACGCUGCCACAAAGACCCAGCAGCAGCAGCAGCAGCACCGUGCUGUUUAAUGCCAGCUUUGAGGAUUUCCCGGGACUGCCUGUCGCCAAUGGGUGCUUAAAAAGACCCUCGUACGAAGCCGAUUAAGGACCGUGUGAAGAGACAAGAGAGCCGGGGCUGACACUCAACCGGGAGCCCGGGCGGACUGCUCCUCUUGGCGGGAUGUUGUCCGUACUGUCUUACGGCAGACUGGUCGCCCGGGCCGUGCUCGGGGGUCUCUCGCAGACGGACGGCCGGGACUACAGCCUGGUCACCGCCAGUUGUGGCUUCGGCAAAGACUUCCGUAAGGGGAUCCUGAAGAAAGGCAUGUGCUACGGGGACGACGCCUGCUUCAUUGCCCGGAACAAGAGUGCGGAUGUCCUGGGCGUAGCAGAUGGUGUUGGGGGCUGGCGGGACUACGGCGUCGACCCCUCGCAGUUCUCCGCCACGCUGAUGAGAACGUGCGAGCGUCUGGUGAAGGAGGGCCGCUUCACUCCCAGCAAUCCUGUGGGCAUCCUCACCUCGGGCUACUAUGAGCUCCUACAGAACAAAGUACCCCUUCUAGGGAGCAGCACCGCCUGCAUCGUGGUCCUGGACAGGCGUAGUCACCAGCUGCACACGUGCAACCUCGGCGACUCCGGCUUCCUGGUGGUGCGGGGCGGGGAGGUGGUGCACCGCUCGGACGAGCAGCAGCACUACUUCAACACGCCCUUCCAGCUGUCCAUCGCCCCGCCGGGGUCCGAAGGGGUGGUGCUCAGUGACAGGCCAGAAGCAGCUGACAGCUCCUCCUUUGACGUGCAGCUCGGCGACAUCAUCCUGACGGCCACCGACGGCCUCUUUGACAACAUGCCAGACUAUAUGAUCCUUCAGGAGCUCAAAAAGCUUAAGGCCACAAACUACGACAGCAUCCUGCAGACGGCGCAGAGUAUAGCAAAGCAAGCGCACAACCUGGCCUACGAUCCCAACUACAUGUCCCCUUUCGCACAGUUUGCAUGUGACAACGGCCUGAACGUAAGAGGAGGAAAGCCAGACGAUAUCACCGUGCUGCUGUCCAUUGUGGCGGAAUAUGCUGACUAGGGUGUGUGUGGAGAUGACUCAUCCGUCCGUCCGUCCGUCCGUCCGUGUCUGUCUUGACGUCCAGCCAUGUAUAUUUUUUUUUCCCCUCGUGUCGUGUUUCGGUGGUUGCACGCUUCGAUGAUAGGUGACGCAGGAGGAAGCCCAGCGUCCAGUCGGUUUGUCGUUGGUCAGUGUUAGAACAAAAAAAAGUGACCCGGCGAGAGGAGUAAGCCAUGGUAGCCGAUGUCAGGGACAUUGAGGGAUGUGAAUGUUGGGAGCGGAAUGAGAAUCAGCACCUCCAAGUCCGAGUCCAUGGUUCUCGCCCGGAAAAGGGUGGAGUGCCAUCUCCGGGUUGGGGAGGAGACCCUGCCCCAAGUGGAGGAGUUCAAGUACCUAGGAGUCUUGUUCACGAGUGAGGGAAGAGUGGAUCGUGAGAUCGACAGGCGGAUCGGUGCGGCGUCUUCAGUAAUGCGGACGUUGUAUCGAUCCGUUGUGGUGAAGAAGGAGCUGAGCCGGAAGGCAAAGCUCUCAAUUUACCGGUCGAUCUACGUUCCCAUCCUCACCUAUGGUCAUGAGCUUUGGGUCAUGACCGAAAGGAUAAGAUCACGGGUACAAGCGGCCGAAAUGGGUUUCCUCCGCCGGGUGGCGGGUCUCUCCCUUAGAGAUAGGGUGAGAAGCUCUGCCAUCCGGGAGGAACUCAAAGUAAAGCCGCUGCUCCUCCACAUGGAGAGGAGCCAGAUGAGGUGGUUCGGGCAUCUGGUCAGGAUGCCACCCGAACGCCUCUCUAGGGAGGUGUUUAGGGCACGUCCAGCUGGUAGGAGGCCACGGGGAAGACCCAGGACACGUUGGAAAGACUAUGUCUCCCGGCUGGCCUGGGAACGCCUCGGGAUCCCCCGGGAAGAGCUAGACGAAGUGGCUGGAGAUAGGGAAGUCUGGGCUUCCCUGCUUAGGCUGCUGCCCCCGCGACCCGACCUCGGAUAAGCGGAAGAUGAUGGAUGAAUGGAUGGAUGGAAUGUUGGGAGCGCUAACUUAGCUCAGAACUGAAGAGAAACACAAAGAUGCAAAAGUUUUCUCACUUGCGCUGCUUGCACGAGGGAUUCAUGUAAAUAGUUGUUGUCCUUUCUUUGUGUUAAAGAACGGUCCCAUCUCACGUUUCUACUUCGCCGAGAUCAACAUUUACCGAGAAAAAAAACAGCGUGGGAGGAGAGAGUGGGCGUGUCUCAGUUUUGCACCCUUCCAUGCGUGUGCGCCCUGGGGACCCUGAGUAGGGGGAUACGGCAAAUUGAAACGGCCAGUGUGUGUUUGUGUGUGAUUAGUGUCGUGUUUGAUGUUCACAAAGCUAACGCUAGCAUCUGGUCAUGCUUACGAUUGCUCCGAUAUAUAUAUAUAUAUAUAUGGGUCAAGUGUGAAUUUAAAGAGAUGUAUAUUUUUUUACAAGUGAAGUGUGUUCUUAGAUGAAGUGCUGUAUUUCCUCUCAUGGUGGCCCUGCAGGACGUACCAUAAAAAUGUGGCUUUUAUUCUGGGACUUUCGAUUGCUUUAAAUGGAACUUAGAUAUUGGCUUUCACUAUGUAAAAGUGCUUUGAGUCACUAGAGAAAAGCGCUAUAUAAAUAUAAUUCAAUUCACUUCACAAUUGCUCGGUUGGAACAGCGGCCGUGCCAGCAACUUGAGGGUUGCCGGUUUGAUCCUAGUCCCUGUUGUCGUGUCCUUGGGCAAGACACUUUACCCACCUGCUCCCAGUGCCACCCACACUGGUUUAAAUGUAAUUUAGAUAUUGGGUCAAUAGAGAAAAAGCGCUAUAUGAAUAUAAUUCACUUCACUGAUGUUUCAGGUCGCAUUUAAUUGUGUUGGUGAGAAAAAGGUGUGGAUUUGUCCCAAAAUAGGCCAUUUUUGUUACCGUAUUUUUCGGAUUAUAAGUCGCUCCGGCCGAAAAUGCAUAAUCCAUCCAUCUUCGGGUCGCGGGGGCAGCAGCCUAAGCAGGGAAACCCAGACUUCCCUCUCCCCAGCCACUUCGUCCAGCUCUUCCCGGGGGAUCCCGAGGCGUUCCCAGACCAGCCGGGAGACAUAGUCUUCCCAACGUGUCCUGGGUCUUCCCCGUGGCCUCCUACCGGUUGGACGUGCCCUAAACACCUCCCUAGGGAGGCGUUCGGGUGGCAUCCUGACCAGAUGCCCGAACCACCUCAUCUGGCUCCUCUCCAUGUGAAGGAGCAGCGGCUUUACUUUGAGUUCCUCCCGGAUGGCAGAGCUUCUCACCCUAUCUCUAAGGGAGAGCCCCGCCACACGGCGGAGGAAACUCAUUUCGGCCGCUUGUACCCGUGCAAAAUGCAUAAUAAAGAAGGAAAAAAACAUACCGUAUUUCCUUGAAUUGCCGCCGGGGCGCUAAUUGUUUUAAAUCCUCUCGUCAUUCAGUCGUUAAGCAAAGGCAUGCGGUAAAGGCAAGCAUGCGCUAAUUAUUUUAAAACCUCUUCUCACCAAAGGCAUGUGGUAAAUUUAGGCCUGCGCUUAUAAAUUUGAGUGUGAUGUAAGGAUACCAUCAUAAAAAGCACAUUUAAUUAAAAAAAAAAUUAUUAUGGUCUUACCUUUACUUAUAAAUGAAGUCCAUGCGCAGCUCCUUCUGAUCAAAAGUAUCGAUAACUUGUUUAUAGAAGUCUCCCUUAUCUUUCUUCAGUUUUAAAAGUCUCUCUGUCUCGAUGGAGAUCUUCCUUUAUUACCUCCUGCUUCGAUUAAAAGUCCACUUUAGAAAACUGUUUUAUUUUAGAUAUGUAAUCCUCCAUGUUAAAAGUGCAAGCGAGAGGAAAAAAUUAACUCCUGCUGUUUGUUGUCACUUCUUCUGCAGCCGAGUAGUCGCAAGAAGGAUCACUAGCGCCCUCUACCACCGGUAGGCGGGAGUCAUUUAAUGACUCAUAUUUGACACACGCAGCUACGGUAUAUUAAUAAAACAUAGCUGCUUACUGUUGUUUUUAGCAAAUUCAAUAGCUUGGACCUUAAAUCCUACUGAAUAGCUCUUAAUCUUCUUUCCUUUAUGUGAUUUCAAAUUAUAGAAAUCAGCCUCCUCCAUUUUGAAAAUGAUGACAGGUGAAGUGUCACUCGUGACGUGACGAGUUUGACCCUGUGGAAAUUCUAGGCAUAUGCUAAUUAUUUUGCGAAACGAGUUUGACCCGGCGGAAAUUCUAGACAUGCGCAAAUAAAAAUAAUAUUUUGCAAAACGAGUUCGACCCGGCGUUAAUCCCGAGCCGGCUAAGCAUGCGCUAAUUAUUUUGCGAAACGAGUUUGACCCGGCAGUAAUUCUAGGCAGGCGCAUACUAUAUACCCGGCGGUAAUUCAAGGAAAUACGGUAUAUAAGUCGCACUGGAGUAUAAGUCGCAUUUUUGGGGGAAAUUUAUUUGAUAAAAUCCAACACCAAGAAUUAACAUUUGAAAGAAUAGUGAACAACAGGCUGAAUAAGUGUACGUUAUAUGAGGCAUAAAUAAACAACUGAGAAGGUGCCUGCUAUGUUAACCUAACAUAUUAUGGUAAGAGUCAUUCAAAUAACUAUAACAUAUAGAACAUGCUAUAUGUUCACCAAACAAUCUGUCACUCCUAAUUGAUAAAUCCCAUGAAAUCUUCCUCGAUGUCGCUUCUAAACAACUCUGCCAACUCCAAAGGUAUGCGCCGCUUCCUCUCGUCGUUUUCUGCUGCAUAUUUCACUACGUCCAGCUUGUAAUCUGCAGUACAUGAUUUCCUUUUCGGUGCCAUUUUUGUUCAGCCCUUCUCAGUUUUUAUAAGUUACCGCCGACAAUGAAAUGAUUCAUUUUAAUAGCUAUGGCAGUUAGUAUCCCAUGACCCACAAUGCACUUCUGCCAUGACCCUCCCUCGCCGAAUUCUUAUUGGUUGACGUGUGUGUGACGAUUGCUGGCAUUUUCUUCGUCUCUUCCGCGAAUGAGAUAAAUAAUAUUAUUUGAUUGUGACAGUCGCUUGCUGUCGUCGUGCGGGUUCCACGGACCAUCAAGGAAGGACAUUUCUUUCGAGCAGGUUUGACUCGCUUUAUUUUUCAAUACAGCUUGUCUUCAGGUCUGGUCGCUUUUCAGCUCCUUCUCUGCUGCUUGCUCCUCGGUUGCUUUUCAGCCGCCCUCGUCGUAGUCGUCUUAAUCUCUGUUGUUGUUGCUCCUCGUGCACUGCUGCGGGCUUUCCACCUCCAAAUUCUUAUUGGUUGACGUGUGUGUGACGAUUGCUGGCAUUUUCUUCGUCUCUUCCGCGAAUUAGAUAAAUAAUAUUAUUUGAUUGUGACAGUCGCUUGCUGUCGUCGUGCGGGUUCCACGGACCAUCAUGGAAGGACAUUUCUUUCGAGCAGGUUUGACUCGCUUUAUUUUUCAAUACAGCUUGUCUUCAGGUCUGGUCGCUUUUCAGCUCCUUCUCUGCUGCUCGCUCCUCGGUUGCUUUUCAGCCGCCCUUGUCGUCGUCGUCUGGCUCUCUGUUGUUGUUGCUCCUCGUGCACUGCUGCGGGCUUUCCACCUCCAAAUUCUUAUUGGUUGACGUGUGUGUGACGACUGCUGGCAUUUCCUUCGUCUCUUCCGCGAAUGAGAUAAAUAAUAUUAUUUGAUUGUGACAGUCGCUUGCUGUCGUCGUGCGGGUUCCACGGACCAUCAAGGAAGGACAUUUCUUUCGAGCAGGUUUGACUCGCUUUAUUUGUCAAUACAGCUUGUCUUCAGGUCUGGUCGCUUUUCAGCUCCUUCUCUGCUGCUCGCUCCUCGGUUGCUUUUCAGCCGCCCUCGUCGUAGUCGUCUUGCUCUCUGUUGUUGUUGCUCCUCGUGCACUGCUGCGGGCUUUCCACCUCCAAAUUCUUAUUGGUUGACGUGUGUGACAAUUGCUGGCAUUUUCUUCGUCUCUACCGCGAAUAAGAUAAAUAAUAUUAUUUGAUUGUGACAGUCGCUUGCUGUCGUCGUGCGGGUUCCACGGACCAUCAAGGAAGGACAUUUCUUUCGAGCAGGUUUGACUCGCUUUAUUUUUCAAUACAGCUUGUCUUCAGGUCUGGUCGCUUUUCAGUUCCUUCUCUGCUGCUCGCUCCUCGGUUGCUUUUCAGCCGCCCUCGUCGUAGUCGUCUCGCUCUCUGUUGUUGUCGCUCCUCGUGCACUCCUGCGGGCUUUCCACCUCCUUCUCCCCUUUUAUAUAUGCGGGCGGUAUAGCUCUGUUGGUAGAGCGGCCGUGCCAGCAACUUGAGUGUUGCAGGUUCGAUCCCCGCUUCCGCCAUCCUAGUCACUGCCGUUGUGUCCUUGGGCAAGACCCUUUACCCACCUGCUCCCAGUGCCACCCACACUGGUUUAAAUGUAAAAAAUUAGAUACUGGGUUUCACUAUGUAAAGUGCUUUGAGUCAUUAGAGAAAAAGCGCUAUGUAAAUAUAUUUCACUUCACUUUUAUGGAGCGUGAGGAGAAAUGUUAAUUGUGAUUCACGCACCUGCGCUUGACUGCGGCGUCCGCUCGGCCGCGUUCUCCGCCUCUUCGCCGCCAUCUUGGGCCGGGCUCCAGCGUGCCCUGCCCCACUGCUCGUUCGCCGACUCCAUCCCUCCACAUUGAUAUUUUACGGUAAUGUGUUAAUAAUUUCACACAUAAGUCAAUGUUUACUUAUAUAGCCCUAAAUCACUAGUGUCUCAAAGGGCUGCACAAACCACUACGACAUCCUCGGUAGGCCCACAUAAGGGCAAGGAAAACUCACACCCAGUGGGACGUCGGUGACAAUGAUGACUAUGAGAACCUUGGAGAGGAGGAAAGCAAUGGAUGUCGAGCGGGUCUAACAUGAUACUGUGAAAGUUCAAUCCAUAAUGGAUCCAACACAGUCGCGAGAGUCCAGUCCAAAGCGGAUCCAACACAGCAGCGAGAGUCCCGUUCACAGCGGAGCCAGCAGGAAACCAUCCCAAGCGGAGGCGGAUCAGCAGCGCAGAGAUGUCCCCAGCCGAUACACAGGCAAGCAGUACAUGGCCACCGGAUCGGACCGGACCCCCUCCACAAAGGAGAGUGGGACAUAGAAGAAAAAGAAAAGAAACGGCAGAUCAACUGGUCUAAAAAGGGAGUCUAUUUAAAGGCUAGAGAUACAAAUGAGUUUUAAGGUGAGACUUAAAUGCUUCUACUGAGGUAGCAUCUCGAACUGUUACCGGGAGGGCAUUCCAGAGUACUGGAGCCCGAGCGGAAAACGCUCUAUAGCCCGCAGACUUUUUUUGGGCUUUGGGAAUCACUAAUAAGCCGGAGUCCUUUGAACGCAGAUUUCUUGCCGGGACAUAUGGUACAAUAGUCCGAAAAAUACGGUACUUUUUGUCUUCGUCUUGCUGCAUAUUCUGAAAAUGUAUUUAAAUCAUUUUAGCAUGUUUCGUGUACAAAAUGUAUCAAUUGUGUACCCUCGGGGGAGGUCGAUCUAUUAGAAGAGAGGCCACUCUUUGAGGAAAUACAGUAGUACCAUUAUCUCGAGCAACUAUUAUGUAGGUGUGUAUUUUUUACGUUUGUGUGUCCCGCUUUGUUUCAUCACUACAUGAUGUCAUUUACACCAACCAUCAUGUUCACCGUGAUUGUAAAACGCGUGCCGGCAUUUAGUCCAAAAUCGGUUCUAAUGUUCCGUUGACGGGCAGGCUGCUCUUAAAGGCACAAAUGGUGACGGUCAAAAUGUCUUCUAGUUUUCAAAGCGGGCGCACCAAAGACUCACUUUCUCUCCGUACGCCUUGUUGUUGUAAAUAACAACAUGAAGCAGAAGUACUGUACAUUUCCUUUGCUGAGGAAGGUGUUAGUUGUUAUUUUUUCCCAUUUAUAUCCUAAAGCCAAAGAAGGAAAGCCAUAUAGAAUGCAUGUUAGGAGCCCUGCUGUAAACAUAACUUUGUGUUGGUGGAGACAAAUAUUGUAACUGUUGUAUGUUGGGAAAUAUAGAGGAAGAAGUAAGUUAUUUCUAGAUUUGUUGGUGCUGUUCUUCUUGCAUUGUCUGCGUCUCAUUUCUUGAAGGUGUGUGACUGAAGGGGAGCACGGUUUUCAGCCUUAAAACACAUUGCUCGACCCGUCCUAAGAGGCCUUCACUGUCAUUGUCCUUCGUCCUGUCCAGUUAUUGAUUCAAGAAAACAAAAAGACUUCUCCCUCAGAGCAAAGGUGCUUCUGCCAUCUUUCAAGGUAUGAUUGUCUUUUUUUUUUUUUUUUUU